AUGGACGGAAUGUAUAGGCGAUGCUCUCAGCUGACCGUACGAAGGGGAAAAUAUAAUAAGGGACUCUUCAUCACUGUGACAAAAUUCAUGACAGACUCAUUGGCAGAAAUGACCGAACCAGAAUGUCCUUCCUGGGUGUUUUCUGGCUUCAAACAAGCUAGUCAACCAAUCACAGUAUCGCUCAAUCGGGCAAGACGCUUACGUCCAGCUGGGACGGAUGCGGGCCCUGGUGGUGUGGCUGCCACAGAUCCAUGGGAAAGACAAACUCUGACGCUGAUCUUCCCACCUGAAAUUCCCUACGACAGCCAAUCAUCACGGGCAGUCAGACGUCUGGACUCGGGACUGGGGAACGGGAAUCCUUUCAGGUGUCCAGUGGAUGCUGGUGGUAAACGGUAUCUACCCAGUAGUUCGAAAGACCCAAGGCGUGGUCAUUUCCCCCACCCCCCCCUUAUUUACCUCUCCCUAGUAGUGUUUGCGGAGUACCAUGUCUCCGUGCAUCAUAGCAGCAGCAUAGGACUAGAUGCCAGUAACGCGCUAUUUCAUCUAGAUGCUUAUAUGCAGGUUAGAUGUGGUUGGCUCGGAUUGGGCGAUCUGGGUGUGCUUCAUGACAGUGCUGAUCUAACGGAUAGCCAAGUGGUGAUGCCUGCAUGGUCACCUGCCAGCCUAGAGCGCAAGGGAGCUGACAUGCACAAAGCUCAAGGAAGGUAUGCCUGCUCAUGCAGCGCGGAAAUCUCAUCCCUGCCAGUCAUAGUCGCCAUACCUAACAUGAGGCAUCUGGCUGCAUUUUGA
This is a messenger RNA of Aspergillus niger, 789 nucleotides long. RefSeq lists its product as hypothetical. The record is from RefSeq and is a predicted model, not a curated record. Lineage: Eukaryota; Fungi; Ascomycota; Eurotiomycetes; Eurotiales; Aspergillaceae. The transcript has 7 exons. Bases 1 to 789 code for a protein of 262 amino acids.